UCCAUGGAAAAUGGCUGACGACGCAGUAGUAUAUAAUCCCAAAAUCUCCAUUGACUCGUGAUAAACAAUAAACCCGCAGGGCAACACAAGCCAACUGCCCCUGACCUCAUCUCCACAGCACCCCCAGUGCCCCAAAAAUCCCCAAAACAACGAUGAUAAACCCCAGUGCAACGUUGAAAAUUUCCAACGCGAGUGAUUAAUCCCCAGACUUCCGUCGUUCCGUCUGUCAAGACAGGCACGAACGAGUCUCAACCCGUUCUGACAUGUCGUGUCACGAGUAUCUCUGAUGAAUUAUUAUUGACACAAGUGCAAUUCUCUCGUGACCUUUAAAACCCAUGAAAAAAUCACUCAUUAUUCCCCAAAAAAUGGCGAUUACAUGUGAGUCUUAUUUUAAUAGUAAAUAAAAACAUCGUCACGCCUCGGCUAUUUUCCGUGACCGUAAAGUCUAUGCAACACGAUAACUUUCACUUCUCCCUCGGAUUUAAUCAUCAACAAUCAAUCAGGGGAACGUCGGUGGGAUAGCCUGUGAAUUGUUCCAUUCAGCAGUGUUUCUUAUUUCCCUUCGUGAAAAGAGACAUUUUAGUAAAGACAUUUCAGCGUGACUCAUCUCCCCCGCCCCAACGAUAAAAAAAAAAAAAAAAGUUGGUCUCACUUGUUUUGUUAAAUCUCGUACACAUCUGUUUGUCCUCGUCUUCAACACUCGAUUGCCUGGUUAAGAAGGCAUGUUAACGGGGCUAACAAGUGCAUCAGUAGGUAGUAGACGAAACGAGAGGUUGAAUUGGUAGUGUGUUUCACUGGCAGUGGUAUCAAUGUUCAAUGAGGGGAAUUAUUAAAAUGAUGAGAAAGAGACAUUAGGGGAAUUGAUCAGUUGUGAUAACUCACUCCAGUAUUUGGAGGCGAAUGGUAGAGAGAAUUGUGAUGUGAGUGGUAAAAUGCGUGUGAGGUUGUUUAAUUAUGGGACAGCAUUUAGCUAGCUUUCGAGAAUUCUUCAGAAUGAGUGGAAAACAAACGGAAGCGUUCAAUAACGAUUGUAACAGUCCUAAUAUCAACGAGAUGGGAAAUAAUGAUGUUGAUAAUCGUGAUAAUAAUGAGAGUAAUGGUAAUCAAAAUGGACAUGAUACAUUGGCGACCGAGGAUAAUAAGCAGAAUCGAAAUAUUGACAACGAACAGUUGAAUAUAUCAUUGGAUAAUCAUAAUGCUAGGUUUGAAACUAUUUAUAGUCAGCCCAUUGAGUCGCAGGAGCAAGUCAAGAUUUGUAGUAAUGGAAAUUUUGGAGGUGCCAAUGAGGUGGAUGUGAAGCAACAGGAGCCUGGCUGCAGCAGCUCGGGGGGAAGUAAUAGUAGUAGUAGUAGUAGUGCUGAGGAUAGUCCUGGUAAUCCGGUAUUGAGAAGAACUUCGAAGACACUUUCGUUUGGAAAGAGAAAAAGUAAACAACGUGAUAAAGAUCAAAAUCCAGUGUGCAAUCAUGCGUUAUCAUCCAAGAAGAAACGAACAAAUUGGGUCCUAAAAUUCAAUUGCGCGAAGAAUAAAGGAUCGAAAAAUACUGAUAUACCGGAGCAAUCGAAUAACAGCUCGGAGUGUGUUUGUACGGGUUAUAGAAGAACUGAGGAGCAUCCCAUGGGUGCUGGUGUUGUUUUUAACAACAGAUCAGCACCACAGAGCCCUGAAUUGGGACCACUACCACCUAGUCCUGUUAUCGAUUUAUCGAGGUUCAAUCCUGCUGAAUUUCCGAUGGAAGACUGCGACGAGAGAGCGAGACAGCAGAGAGCCAGGGAAAUGGAGGAGGGGGUGGAACCACCACCUGGUUAUCGGCCUAAUUAUUCAUCAGCUAUUCAGGUGCAUCCCAAUGGCAUCACUGUUGAUAGCCUAGCUGCGUUGUUUCAGGCACAUGCUGGUAUUCAAGCUGCUGCACUCACUGCAUUAUCACAGAUCGAUUUCACUCUAGUUCCAAACAUCGAAAGACCGGCCCAUACUCAGGUCGAUUACGUACACUGCCUAGUGCCAGAUUUGCGUUCAAUAACGGCCUGUUCGUUUUACUGGGGUAAAAUGGAUCGUUACGAAGCAGAACGUCUUCUAGACGGUAAACAAGAGGGCACAUUUCUCCUUAGAGACUCAGCCCAAGAGGAAUUUCUCUUCUCCGUGAGCUUUCGCAAAUACGGAAGAUCCCUUCAUGCGAGAAUUGAACAGUGGAAUCACAAAUUCAGCUUUGACUCACACGACCCCGGUGUUUACGCCUCUGAAACGGUCUGUGGCCUGAUUGAACAUUACAAGGAUCCAUCUUGCUGCAUGUUCUUUGAGCCAAUGUUGACAAUUCCACUGCAUCGGAAUUUUGCAUUUCCACUUCAGCAUCUCUGUCGUGCUGUCAUUACAACGAGAACAACUUACGACGGCAUAAACAAGUUACAGCUGCCAAAGACACUUAAAAGUUAUCUCAAAGAGUAUCAUUACAAGCAGAGGGUACGUGUGAGACGAUUGGACAGUGAGAAUGAUAUUAUGAUGGACAGUAGAUCCAUUUCUUAUCUACCGGUGAUUUGAAUAGCAUUAUGUUUUCAUUGUGCGUCGAUUAUUUUAUUAUUGUGAAUAUUGAUUUUAGAGAGGAAGUGAGAAAAUGGCAAUUGAAUUGAUCAUUUCUAAUGACAAAUUUUUUUCGGCCGAGAACAUUUGAAAUAACUAAUUUCCAAGUUUUCAACUCAAAGCACUCGUUAUUGUGAGGAUUUGGGAUUGGAGAAGGGGUUGGAAUUGUUUUUGAGAUCUUGUUUGUUGGGAAAAUUUUGAUAUGUCUCUUAAAUUCAGAAAUAUUCGGGAAAAACUUGUUUUUUUUUCUACAGUGAAAUUGAAUCAUCGUGUUUUUAAAACAUACAAAUAUUUCAAAUAUUUCAUAAUCUAAGAGAGAGAUUCGACAUUUUCUUCAAAAAUCAAAAUCGAAAAAUCGAAAACUUGUUUCAAAUUAUAUUUUAUUUUAUUCUUUUCGUGAAUAAUUGUGAAUUUUUAAAAAUGUCAAAAGCAUUUUCGAUUUAAAUAUUAUUCUUGAAAACAGUUUUUCUCACUUCCCCACUAAAUUUGAGGAUGGAUUCAUCAUAAAAAAAUCAUAUUGUCAUCAUCCUCGUGUUUUUUAUUAUCGAUAUAACAUCGAAGAGAGCAUUGUUUUGUUUGAAGAGUUGAUAAUCAGGAAUUUGUAAAAGUUUAUUUGCAUUCUAGAAUGGAUGACAGCUUUUAGAGGAUAAUAAUUCACAGUCUCCAAACAGUAUUGGAAGGUAGUAAAGGGUAUCCAUAUGUUAAUCACAAUUUUUGCAGUUAAUUAAUGAUUUAUGUGUAUCGAUAGAAGGUGAAUUUAUUACUCAACAAGCAAGGAAAGCUUUACUCCAUAACGUGAUUUAUUACUUUCAACAUCGUGCUCAUGAUUAAUAAUUAUUUAAUGCAUUAAAAUGUGAAAAUAACUCUUCCCAAGGAUCGCGUCAUUCACGUGACACAUUUAUUACUAAUCCUAUCGUGCCUACUUCUAUUAUCAAUAAUCAUGUAUGAUGUGUAUUUACUAUUAAUUAAUUAAUUAAUUAAUUGAUUAAUUGAUUGAUUGAUUAAUUCAUUUGUUGAAAAGUGGUGAGUGAUUUUUUCAUUCAGUUAAAUUAAUUUUCAUGAAAUUAUUAAUCUAUUGAUGAUGGCUGAAAUUCAGCUGAUGAUUCGGUGAUUAAAAUUUCAUCCAAAACUAGUGGAAAAACCAACUAAUGUGAAUCAAAUGAGAGUUUUUAUUUUUAUCGAUAAAAAUUAUUAUUAAAGUAAAAAAUGAAUUAGGUGAAUUUAAGAAAUAGCCUAAGGAUGGAAAAUUGGCAGCUAAUUAGAGGUUAAUAACCGAGGGAAACAAGUGAAAAAGAAUGAAUUGUUGAGCGACAAAUUAUUGGUUUAAUAAUUCUGUCUUCUGUCUGUCGUUGAUUAUUUCAAAUGAUUACGAUUCUUCACAUGGAUGAAGAAUUGAUAUUUAUUGACCAUAUAUUCAUGAUGACACUCGGACCAAGGCUUCUUUCUACUUGUGUUGUAUCGAUUAUGUGAGACACUUGUCUCGAUAAUAAUGAGUGAAACAAAUAGACACAAAUUUCAAGUUCAACUAAUGAUGGAGAAAAAUCGAAAAAAGCGUAGAAUAUUCCGAGACUAAUGAGCAAAAUGGUGAAUUGUAUAAAAAACGACGAAGUUGAUUAUUCUAUCCCUGUUGAAGAGAGAAAAAAAAUUGUUGACAAUGUCGGUAUUAAAAUCACCGCCCAAAACUUACAAUUAAACAAAAAAGACUGAGAAAAGAAAUAAUUGAUUAUUGCCAAAAUAUCUGUAUUUAGCCUGAUUUUCGAUAUAACAAAUUGAUAAGAAUAGAGAUUAAUUAAUUGUCACAGUUUUAUCAUUCAAGCAAUAUAGUUAUGGAUAUGUAAAUAAUGUAGGUUGGUUUAUUCUAUUGUAAGCUCUGCCCCGCCCGUGUGCACAGGUAGUUUGAGUAAUCCAUGUUAACAAUUGUAAUUAUUAUUGGCGAAUAAAUAAACUUGUGGUAGUAGGUAA
Diachasma alloeum is the source of this 4536-nucleotide messenger RNA. RefSeq lists its product as uncharacterized. Gene Ontology annotation, cellular component: phosphatidylinositol 3-kinase complex. The coding region runs from base 955 to 2535 and encodes 526 amino acids. The transcript has 5 exons. Gene Ontology annotation, molecular function: 1-phosphatidylinositol-3-kinase regulator activity. Gene Ontology annotation, biological process: intracellular signal transduction; phosphatidylinositol phosphate biosynthetic process. Lineage: Eukaryota; Metazoa; Arthropoda; Insecta; Hymenoptera; Braconidae. The record is from RefSeq and is a predicted model, not a curated record.